Molecule: messenger RNA, 810 nt
Organism: Didymosphaeria variabile
Lineage: Eukaryota; Fungi; Ascomycota; Dothideomycetes; Pleosporales; Didymosphaeriaceae
Exons: 2
Coding region: 1-810 (269 amino acids)
Source: RefSeq, a predicted model, not a curated record
AUGCCUUCCCCCAAACCCACCCUAGUCCUAGUCCCAGGCUCUUUUGCCCUCCCCGAAUUCUACGCCAACGUCGUCUCCGCAGUCAAAAGCGCAGGCUACGACAUCCACAUGAUCCACAACCUCAGCACCGGUCUCGCCGCAAACGAGGGCCGACCAGAAGGUCCCCACAGCAUGUACGAAGACGCAGCCCAGAUCGCGGAAACCAUCUCCAAGCUAAGCGAUGAGGGGAAAGACAUCGUUCUCUUUGCGCACUCCUAUGGCGGUGUACCUGCGACCCAGUCUCUGAAGGGGUUGAGCAAGGAAGCCAGAGAAAAGGAAGGCAAGAAAGGCGGCGUGGUGAGAAUCGCGUAUAUGACGUGUAUCGUACCUGCAGUAGGCGCGACCGCAGCGCUGGGUGAAGUUCCUGAGGAGACGAGGAUGGGUAUCGACGGGUAUGGGCUCGAGAUCGACGAGCAAGGCUGGAUGCACCACUCGGACCUCGCCCGCUCCGCACGCAUCUGCUACUCCGACCUCCCACCAGAACAAGGCCAAGCGUGGAUGGCCAGGUUCCCUGCUCACGCCGCCAUUAGUUUCGGACAAGAACUAACAUAUGCCGGGUACAACGAUGUCCACGUCUCGUGGCUCCUGUGCGAGAAGGAUCUCUGCAUACCAGAGUAUGUUCAGCGCGAGGCGGUUGCGAGAAUCGAGAAGAGCAGUGGGAGGAAGGUCGAUGUUACUAGCAUUGAUGCUGAUCAUAUUCCGGUCGCACCGGAGAAUCCAAAGGAAGGGGAAGCGAUCAACUGGUUUUUGGAGACGGCGGCCAAGGCUUGA